AUGGGCCUACAGGUUAGGUUAUCCUCGUCGACUGCGCAGGCACUGUGCCCCCCCCCCCCCAAGAGGCCCCCAAAAGCUGAGGAUGCCGUCAGAAACUCCCCAGGUGAGAUUGCGAGGGCGAGCUCACUUCCGACGGGAGGCAUUGCCCUUGGACUAUCGCCUGAUGCGGCGAUAUGCGCAGUAGUGCGUCGUAACAUGCAUGCAGCUUCGGAAAGAUGCAAUGUCCUGUGUGGUGAACUGUGCUUCAUGCGAUGCAAUGCGAGCCUGGAGUCUGCCGACUCUUUUGUGCGCGCUGCAGCUAGAGGUACGUACUGGGUCGCCGGUACAUGGGCGCAUCUCUGCUCGAGGCGAUGCGAUGUUGCGACCCAGCAAAGGGCAUCCAGACAGGUGUGUCGGCUAGACAUGCGCCUUGAUGGGGAUGCUACCAAAACCGAAUAG
Messenger RNA from Clonostachys rhizophaga, 438 nucleotides. The record is from the annotation of a GenBank genome assembly. NCBI's taxonomy places the organism in Eukaryota, Fungi, Ascomycota, Sordariomycetes, Hypocreales, Bionectriaceae.